Molecule: messenger RNA, 1381 nt
Organism: Amborella trichopoda
Lineage: Eukaryota; Viridiplantae; Streptophyta; Magnoliopsida; Amborellales; Amborellaceae
Source: RefSeq, a predicted model, not a curated record
AUGAACUCAAAGUCUGUUGUAGCUCCGAGUGUCAUCGAAUAUGACACAGAGGAACAAACGGCGCUCCGCAGAGAAGCCAACGGCCGUUAAAUUUGACCGCUCAGAUUCAGGGAUGGCGGGGGGUGUUCUCAUCUUAGGAGGAAUCGUGGCCGUCGGUGCAGUUGCGGGUGCCAUCGCUGCCCUCAGACGGAAAACUUCCAAUAAAACGGACGAUGAGUACGGCAAAAGAGGAGACGGUAAUAGUAAAAGGACGCCCCGAGAAAACGGCAACGGAGGAGGACUCCGUUCCCUUCUUCAAAUCCAUGGAAAACAAUUCAGAGGAGCAGAGGAUCCAUUAAAGAGCACUGAAUUAUCAGAAGGAGAAGAAGAGGACUACGAUGAUAACAUGAAUGUCAUUAGAGGAGAAGUGGAGCCAUUAAAGGAGCCAGGGUAUGUUGAAGAUAUUUCAGAGAGCCUGUUGAGAACCGAUGAUGCCUGUUCAAAUGGGAGCAUAAGCUCUUCUGUGGCUACGGAGCACGAAGCUAUCUGGCCAGAAGACAUUAAUGAGUCCAAGAUCGAUGAAUUUUCUCCCAAUGUUGCAGAUAAACUUCUGGAGGAGAUUAACGAGGUCAAAAGUGACGAAAUCGAUGGAGCUCCUCCAGAUGUUGCAGAUAAAUUUCCAGAGAAGAGUAACGAGUCCAAGAUUGAAGAAAUUAAUGGUGUUCCUCCGCAUCUUGUAGAUAAACUUUCAGAGGAGAUUAACAAGGCCAAGGUCGAAGAAGAAAUCCAUGGAGACUUUCCCCGUGUUACAGAAAAAUUUUCUUAUGAAAUCGAGCUAAAAACAAAGGAUUUCGGGCGAACUUAUUCCGACUCUCUGGUUGAAGGGGAGGAGAUCAAAGAAAAUGCUGGAGACAAGGUGAAGAAUCCCCUUUUGAACGAGGAGAAAGAGACGGAGGAAAAAGAAAUCGUUGAGUUGGAGGAGAAAGGAACCGCCGUGAGAGAGGAAAGCGAACUCAUUCACAGAGAAGAAAGAGAUAUCAUCGUGGAUAGAGAGGAGACGGAACAAGACGCUGAAAAAUUACAGUUUGUUAACAAGGCAAAAAAUGGAGAAAGGGCUGGUUUUAUCAUGGAGAUGAAGAGUUAUUUGAAGGAGGAGGGGGUUUGGCAAUGGAAUUUGGCAACGAUUGUAUGGGCUUGGGUUUUGGUGGCGGCUGUGGUGUUGGCCAUUUCCCUUCUUAAAAGGAGGAAUACGGGUUAUGGGAUUUCAGUUUAGAACCUCAUUUCCUUUUCUCCUAAAGCGGAUUUAGAUUUUGAAUUUUGUUCUUUUUCGUAAUUCAGUGGGAUGAUGACGAGCCCCACCCCACCUACCCGCUUUAUAAAUCUAAAUCAUUAUGAUAGCACA